Striga hermonthica is the source of this 930-nucleotide messenger RNA. NCBI's taxonomy places the organism in Eukaryota, Viridiplantae, Streptophyta, Magnoliopsida, Lamiales, Orobanchaceae. The record is from the annotation of a GenBank genome assembly.
AUGGGAAGAUCUCCAUUAAGCAGUAUUAGUAGUGAUGAGGGUGGGUUGAAGAAAGGGCCAUGGACCCCUGAAGAAGAUGAAUUACUUGUCAAUUAUAUCCAAAAACAUGGCCAUGGCAGCUGGAGAGCUCUCCCUAGACUUGCUGGGUUGAAUAGAUGUGGAAAGAGUUGCAGGCUCCGAUGGACGAACUACUUGAGACCGGAUAUUAAGAGAGGAAAGUUCUCUCAAGAAGAAGAGCAAACCAUCCUCAAUCUUCAUGCCAUUCUUGGCAACAAGUGGUCAGCCAUAGCGACUCAUCUUCCGGGAAGAACAGACAACGAGAUAAAGAACUUCUGGAACACACAUCUGAAGAAGAAGCUGAUCCAGAUGGGCUUUGACCCGAUGACCCAUCAGCCAAGAACCGACAUCUUCUCCAGCCUCAUAGCUCUAGCCAAGCUGAUCGAGAAUCCAGCCGGCUGCUGGGAGCUGGAGCAAGCCGUACGGCUCCAAACCGAAGCCGCACAUAUGGCCCGGCUCCAAAAUCUCAUCCUCCAAAACCUCAUCCAACCCCAAAGUCAAAUGCCCAUUUUGACCCCAAACAACUUCCAAAAUAUCAACAGCAACAAUAGUAAUAACUCCACGGCGCAAGACUACGCGCCGAUUCAGGAAACGGUGGAACCGGCGUUCGCCGGAGAUUUAUUCCCGGCAUUCUUGCAUCUGCCGGAUUUAGUGAAUGUUCCGAUUAAUAGCGGAGUUAGUGAGCAGAGUAUUGGGGGUUGCGAUUUUGGUGGGGGGCCGUGGAUGGGGGGAAAUGUGUCUCAAUCGCCGCCGUCUUCGGCGGCGCCGGCGCCGGAGAUCUCGGUCGGGGAAACGGCGGUGGAGGGUGGUGUGGGUUCCCAGAUGUGGUCCGACUUGCUGGAUGAUCCUAUUUUUCACGAGAUUGGGCUUUAA